Molecule: messenger RNA, 760 nt
Organism: Pangasianodon hypophthalmus (striped catfish)
Lineage: Eukaryota; Metazoa; Chordata; Actinopteri; Siluriformes; Pangasiidae
Product: integumentary mucin C.1-like
Exons: 1
Source: RefSeq, a predicted model, not a curated record
ACAACCACAACAGCUAAUAGCACUACUGAUACUGUAACAACAACUAGUACAACCACAACACCUAAUAGUAUUACUCCUACAACUACAUCAACAACUACUACAACUACAACACCUAAUAGUACUACUACAACUACUACUACUACGACAACUACUUCAACUACAACAGCUAAUAUAACUACAACCACUACUACUACAACUAAUAUUACUACAACAACUACUACAACUACUACAACACCUAAUAGUACUACUACAACAGCUAAUAGUACUACUACAACAGCUAAUAGUACUACUACACCUACUACAACAACUACUACAACUACAACAAUUAGUACAACUACAACAGCAAAUAGUACUACUACUACAACUACUACAACACCUAAUAUUACUACAACAACUACUACAACUACUACAACAGCUAAUAGUACUACAACAACUACUACAACUACUAUAACUACUACAACAGCUAAUAGUACUACUACAACAACAUCGUUUCUGUUCCCCUCACCUCGCUCAGGUGUGAUUUACAUGCAGCCUGGUGUAUCUGCAUGUAUCGAAGCGGCUGAUAGCAGUGAGCUGUUCUGAUUGGUGGGUUAGUUUGGGAGUUAAUCCACUGCAUUACAGUCAGAUUGAUCUCUGUGUGUCUGUGGUAUUACACUGGGGACAGGAAGUAAAACAUUGUCUGACUCUCAUUCUGUCUCUCUCUCUCUCCCACACAGACACAAAACCAGCUCUCUGUAUUUUUACAUCACUAUAUCUGUCU